AUGGUUGCAGCUCCUCUUCUCAUCGCGAUUGUGACGCUUUGGCCGACGUUCACCGGUUCUGCAGACACAAAAAAGGCCACUGAGCUGGCCAAAUGGACGGCCAGAAAGGAUUUCAUAGAGUUUUGUCAAUCACUCGACUGGGAGCCCGCGGGGUGUGAUCUGCAGCCCGACUCUUUGGGACCACCUCCGGUUCGUCGUCGACAACUGCCAUCCUGGCCUUCUAAUGAUCAUACAGGCUCUGCAUUUAAUCUCAUCACAUUCGUUGCGUUAAGCGUCGUCAUUUCUUGCUUGCUGGUGAAGAAGCAACAACGACGCAUGCGGUCUCUAUUCGAAGGCUCUUUUCACAAAUUGUCACGCUCUCGACUAGGUCAACAAGUAUUCUCCACACCGUUACUAUCUUCCCUAGAAGUCUCAGAUCAAGACCAGACACUGCAACCAACGCCGACAGCCCAUAGCACCGGGCUUGAGGCGGCUGACCACGUACCUCGACGUCGAGUGGUCGGUAGUCGACAUAAGCCACAAAGCCCUCCUCUGGAUGCCUAUGACAGAACAGAAGACGACAAUGAUAUAAAAUUGCAACCUGAGCGGCAUGUAGACUACUUAUCCCAUGUGUGGCAGGAAGAAGACCUCCACCAAUCCUGGAGACACGUGCAAUCACAGAGGACAAACUACGAAAAUGCAGCUCGCCUAGAAAACGCUGCAUGGAGAUCCUGGACUAAAUUCAGACACAAUUUACCUACGAUUUCACCAACUCAUAUUAAUUGGUCGAAAGAUGAAGAUGUCACAUGGCUCUAUGGCCCACUACAGCCUCAGCCUGUUGCGCUGUAUGAGCUGACGGACUAUUCAGAGUGGUACAAACAAAAGAGUGCUCGGAAAAUAGAAACCACCAAACGCACCGCUACUUCAAAAGUCGAGAAAGCUGAUCGACAGGUAACAAUUAGUGGGCAGCUCGGAUUGGAUGAAGCUGCGAACAAAACCUCUCGCCCAAACUUCCAGCAGGGGGGAAACCUCAAGCAUGGACGCCACUUCGGCAAAAGCUUUACGAGAAAUAUUUCCAUCCAGCCAGAGUCAAAGGAGGUUCGCUUCAAAGUAGAAUUUGAGUAG
Trichoderma gamsii is the source of this 1104-nucleotide messenger RNA. Its product is annotated as protein phosphatase type 1 complex subunit Hex2/Reg1. Gene Ontology annotation, biological process: cellular response to glucose starvation; protein catabolic process in the vacuole. The transcript is spliced from 3 exons. Bases 1 to 1104 code for a protein of 367 amino acids. The record is from RefSeq and is a predicted model, not a curated record. Lineage: Eukaryota; Fungi; Ascomycota; Sordariomycetes; Hypocreales; Hypocreaceae.